AUGGCGCCUCCUCCGCCGCCGCCCCAGCUGUUGCUCCUGGCCGCCCUGGCGGGGCUCCUGGGUCCCCGUGAGGUGGUGGCUGAACCGGCGGCGGAGGAGGCGGGAGCCCGGUGUCCCGAGGGCCUGUGGCCUCUGCCUCCACAGGUGUCACCAAGAGUGACCUACACACGGAUGCGGCCAAGGCAGGCUGAGGAUGUCAGCUUCCUUUACCACCCCUGUGCCCACCCCUGGCUGAAGCUCCAGCUUGCCCUCCUCGCCCACACUUGUGUGGCCCAGCCCUCACUGGCCCCUGACUCCAGCCUCACCCAGGAUCGGCCCCUUGUACUGGCAGCAUGGGGGUUAGCGCUGGAGAUGGCGCGGGUGGAGCCGGCCCGGGCUGCCCACUGGCUGAAGAGGAGGCAGCGGCGGAAGCAGAGGAGAGAGAAAGCUGGGUUCCAUUCUGAUGCUGUUCCUGGGCCCCCUUCCUUGGUGCCCACGCUGGGCAGAGGGAGGCUGUGCCAUCGGCGAGGGUGUGUGCAGGCCCAGGCUUUGGCCUUUACUCUGAGGAGCUGGCGGCCACCCGGCGUGGAGGUGGAAUCUAGCAGACCUGGGCAGCUCUUUGCUAGUGGUGCCAGGAGACGUGGGCUGCGGGCCGCCUUUGGUCUCCAGCCCACCCCCUCAGCCCCGAGGUUCCCCUCUGUUUCCCCAGGGAGCUUGGAGGCCAAGCAGCCCAUGUUGGGACCUCAGGGUGAAGGCGAUAAUGCCCGGUCUGUGCCCACUAGCCCACUGCUGCCUGGGGGGCCAGGAAGCAAUGUCAGCUCCAGGCUGGAGGCUCAGCCGCCCAAAGGGCAGAACAGCCCUGGGGGCUGUGCCUGUCCGGGUCAGGCUUCCCCGGCCCCUCGGGCAGCAGCGCCACCAAGGGCCGCCCGCGGCCCCACCCCUCGCACGGAGGAGGCCGCCUGGGCGGCCAUGGCCCUGACUUUCCUGUUGGUGCUUCUCACACUGGCCACGCUCUGCACUCGGCUGCACCGAAACUUCAGACGCGGGGAGAGCAUCUACUGGGAGCCCACGGUGGACAGCCGGGACACCGUGGCUGCUGUGCUGAAGCGUAGGCUGCUGAUGCCCGCUCGCCGGGUCAAGCGCUCCCGCCGGAGACCCCUCCUCCCGCCCACGCCGGACAGCGGCCCGGACGGGGACAGCUCCGAGUGA
Messenger RNA from Rangifer tarandus platyrhynchus (Svalbard reindeer), 1188 nucleotides. Lineage: Eukaryota; Metazoa; Chordata; Mammalia; Artiodactyla; Cervidae. The record is from the annotation of a GenBank genome assembly.